Molecule: messenger RNA, 1454 nt
Organism: Eupeodes corollae
Lineage: Eukaryota; Metazoa; Arthropoda; Insecta; Diptera; Syrphidae
Product: epidermal retinol dehydrogenase 2
Exons: 7
Coding region: 370-1338 (322 amino acids)
Cellular component (GO): lipid droplet
Molecular function (GO): oxidoreductase activity, acting on the CH-OH group of donors, NAD or NADP as acceptor
Source: RefSeq, a predicted model, not a curated record
AACCAAACCAACUGGAUGUGGCUACUCCCUAGUUUUUUUACUUGAAGCUAACCAAGCACAAGCAGCAGCAGCAGCAGCACCAGCAGCCGUAGUUUCGUUGGAAGUGCGCGUUUCCAAAGUAGUAUCUAACAUUCAACAUCAACGUAUCGAUCAAGUCAGCAAUUUUCUUCGAUGAUCGCAACCGCAGUUCAGUUGGUUUCCGUGUGUUUUGAUGAACAAAUCGCAAAUUAAACACCUGUGUGAAUUAUAAAAUAAAUAAAAGUAUCUCAAAGAUACUUUUUUAAUAUAUUUCGUUCGGGCUUUAGAUACCGCGUAUCUAUAAGAUAUAUAAAUUAUUUCAAAAAAAACAAAAACAAGAUCAACAAAAAUAUGGUUGAAGCUGAAGCUAGUGAGAAACGCCAAAGAUUGAUCUUCAAUUUAAAGAUAAUUGUGUGUCUGCUUCUGUUGCCACUUAUUCUAUUUGCCGUUGCAUUAAAACAUCUUUUGGAUUACUUAUUCGGAUCAAAGGAAAAGGAUGUUAAAGGAAAAGUUGUUUUGAUAACCGGAGGCGGAAGUGGCUUGGGUAAGGAAAUGGCAAUUCUUUUGGCUAAAAAGGGCUGUAAAAUCGCUGUUGUCGAUGUGAACACCAAAGCAGGCAAUGAAACAAUUGAAAUAAUAUCAAAGAUUCCUGGUGCCAUUGCUAAAACCUACAGGACCGACGUCUCUUCCUAUAGGGAAAUUCAAGUUCUAGCUGUUAAAAUUGAAAAGGAUCUCGGUCCAGUGGAUAUACUUAUUAACAAUGCGGCCUUAAUGAGUUUAAAUUCAACGCCCAAUCUAAAGGCUGAAGAAAUCGAAAGGAUAAUUUUGGUGAAUUUGGGUUCGUACAUUUUGACAACGAAGGAAUUUUUACCAAAGAUGAUAGCACGGAAGUCGGGGCAUAUUGUAGCAGUAUCUUCCUUGGCUGGACUUAUCGCAUUGCCAGGAGCUGGGAUAUAUUCGGCAACAAAAUACGCAAUAAUAGGAUUUAUGGAUUGCCUAAGGGCUGAAUUACGAUUGUCAGAUUGUGAUUUUAUAAGAACAACAACGGCUCAUCCUUAUUUCAUGAAGACAAACGCGGAGGUUUAUGAGACUCUCAAUGAUUUAGGAGUACUCAGUCGAUAUCCUUGUAUGUCUGGAUCAUAUACAGCUGAAAAAAUUGUUCAAGGAAUUUUACGUAAUGAACGAAUGGUCUAUGUCCCAAAAAUGUUUGCUCUUGUUGUUUGGUUACACAGAUUGUUACCUGUUAAAUGGCAGGAUUAUACACUUUUGCAGUUUUACGAUAGCACUUCAAAUAAAUUGGCACAAUUUUACUGGAAAUAAAAGUGUUAUUUUCGAAUAUUUUAAAUAUUUAAUAAUUUAAGCUUUUAAGUUAAUAUAUAAUAUAUAAAAAUAUCAUUAUCACGAAAAAACAUCUUUAUAAAUAUAAUAUAAUAUAA